This is a messenger RNA of Prorocentrum cordatum, 1591 nucleotides long. NCBI's taxonomy places the organism in Eukaryota, Dinophyceae, Prorocentrales, Prorocentraceae. The record is from the annotation of a GenBank genome assembly.
AGGAGACCAUCGGCGCCGCCGUGGUGCCGCCCGAGGGGACGUCCAAGAUGGAGGUGAUCCUCAGGCUGCAGGGCCUGCUCGGGGUGCAGCCGAUGAUAGUGGAGUGCCCCAACGUCAUGACCAUCAGCCUGGGGAACCCUGGCCAGGUCAUCCACCCCGGCGUGACCUACGGAAAGUGGAAGGACUGGGACGAGCAGCCCCUGAAGGCGAAGCCCCUGUUCUACCACGGCGUCGACGAUGCCACCGCCGAGGUCCUCGAGGGCAUUUCGGACGACAUCCGGGGCAUCUGCAGGGCUCUCGAGCCGAUGGCGGUGGACACCUCCCAGGUGAAGACCAUCUUCGAGUGGUACAUGGCCUCGUACUCCGAUAGCAUCACGGACUCCAGCAGCCUCAAGGCGGCCAUGAACACGAACACGGCGUACGAGGGCCUGUGCCACCCGAUGAAGGAGGUGGACGGGAGAUACGUGCCGGACUUCCAGUUCCGGUACCUGAGCGAGGACACCUACACCACGAAGGACAUCAUGCAGCAGACCAAGAAGGAUUCACAGUUCGGCCAGGAGGUGGAAGUCAUGAAUGACAAGUUGAAGGAGCUUCAGGAUCAGGUCAACGCACUCAGCCAGGCCAGGGAUGUAAUCGCACAGGGUGCUGGCGCUGCCAUGGCAGACGGUUCCGCGGAGGAGCGAACGAAACACGUUUUGGUUUUUGGUUUCCGGGACAGACAGGAAGCAUCCAAGGUUGAGCAAGAUGUUACCACUAUCCUCGGAAAGGUGCUUGGCAAGGAUUCCUCACCUAAGGUCUCUACUCUUUCUAACCCUACCAGAAGGGGGGUGACCACUUAAAGCAGCAUCCGGGGCAAAAUCGACUUCUACAAGGCAGCCAGGGACUACGCAGACCGGUCUAUCUUUGGUGAGCUGUUCUUCAGGAGCAACCUGACCAAGGCGGAGCGCGCGCAGGUCAAGAGGAUGGGAUAUCCCAGGCACUUUUUACGCGACACUGAUGAAGGGGAGGAGGAGGACGUGUAGGUGAUUUGGAGGAACAAGAUGGUGAAGGUGGGAAGGGGGAAAGUCGCAUGGCUUGAUGACGACGGGAGGUGGCACCCAACCAAAACAGCUCAACACGUUGAAGAAAACGUGGGCGCUGCCAUGAAGAAGUGGUGGAAGUUCGACAGGACCCUGUCACGGAGAGCGAAUGACGGGAGUUUGCUCCCGCAUUCAUCGGUUCGCGAGUUAGAUUCAGAUGAUGAUUAUUUGCAUAAUUGCGACGACGUUGUUACUCGCAUCCCCGCGCUGAACGUUUUUGUUUACAACGUCCAUUCCUUCGUGGAUUUUGACGCGCGCUUUGAGGCCAUUAUGUUUGGGCUGGGCGACCGCAGCUGGGACGCAAUCGUAUUUGUGGAGACCUUGGGAGAGCAGCGGCGAGAGGCCUUCGAAACGGAGGGCGGGCACGCGUGGCUAGGAAGUGGGGCGUGAAGGGUUCGAGCGGAGUGGGCAUUUUGCUGCGCAGAAGAUGGGGGUAUGAGAGUUUCAGUGCUGUGUCGAACAGAAUUGUGAGCGUGAACAACCAAUCCGCCUCUGUCGAAGGACCCGGCCAC